Acipenser ruthenus (sterlet) is the source of this 5206-nucleotide messenger RNA. Its product is annotated as ubiquitin thioesterase OTU1-like. Gene Ontology annotation, biological process: protein deubiquitination; endoplasmic reticulum unfolded protein response. Gene Ontology annotation, cellular component: nucleus; cytosol. Bases 271 to 1191 code for a protein of 306 amino acids. The transcript is spliced from 3 exons. The record is from RefSeq and is a predicted model, not a curated record. NCBI's taxonomy places the organism in Eukaryota, Metazoa, Chordata, Actinopteri, Acipenseriformes, Acipenseridae. Gene Ontology annotation, molecular function: cysteine-type deubiquitinase activity.
UAAAUAACCGGUGGCGGAGAUACGGGUUCACAUUGCCAGUGUCUGUGAAAUUUUGCACUUGUAUGUUUAUACAACAAGUGACAACGCCGGGUUUACAAACAACAGCAGCGAAACGGGGCUUUGUGUACGCUGUCAAUUUAGUGAAUAUCGCUUUGCUUAUCAAUAUUUAUUUAUUUAAGUACUGGUUAUUUAAGGAUGAAUUAUAUCGUGCACAAAAAUUGCACCUGCCUGUGUGACAUAACAUAACUUGAAUAAUUGCGUGUGUCCAGGAUGCUGCGUCUGCGUUGCAAGGCCAAGAACGGGACUCACCUCAUGCAGGGGCUGACCAGCCUGUCCUGUGUCCAGGAGCUGAAGGACAAGGUGGCUGAGCUGACGGGAAUCCCCUGCGAGGUGCAGAAGAUCAUGGCCGGCUACCCUCCAUCAAGCCUGGACCUCAGCAACGGAGAUGUACAUCUGCAGGACUUCCCCAUCAAGUCAGGAGACACUUUGAUCGUCGAAGAAGAAAAGAAUAAACCGAAGCCCCAGCCUCCUCUGGGAGUUUCGAAGUCCAACGCCUCCCCCAGCCUGCCAAAGGAUUCCUCUCCUGUGCUGGCGAGGCGCGUGGUCCCCGCGGACAACUCCUGUCUCUUCACCAGCGUGUUCUUCGUGGUGGAAGGGGGCGUCUAUGACCCCUCCUGUGCCCCGGAGAUGCGGGGUCUGAUUGCGCAGAUCGUGGCCAGCGAUCCCAGCUCCUACUCGGAGGCAGUGCUGGGGAAAUCCAACCAGGAGUACUGCGACUGGAUCAGGAGGGAUGACACCUGGGGGGGUGCCAUAGAGGUGUCCAUCCUGUCCAAGUUCUACCAGUGUGAGAUCUGCGUGGUGGACACCCAGACGGUCAGGGUGGACCGCUUUGGGGAGGAUGCAGGCUUCUCCAAGAGGGUCUUGUUGAUUUACAAUGGGAUCCAUUACGACCCCCUUCAAAGGGCGGUGCCCGGUUCGGACGCACCGGCCCAGACCAUCUUCUCCACCAGCGACGAUAUCAUCCUGGCACAGGCUUUGGAACUGGCCGACGAGGCGCGGAGGAAGCGUCAGUUCACAGACGUCAACCGCUUCUCCCUGCACUGCAUGGUGUGCCAGAAAGGCUUGGUGGGACAGGCAGAGGCCCGCGAUCAUGCCAAGGAGACCGGACACACUAACUUCGGAGAAGUGUGACGAUCCCUGCCCUGGAGGCCCCUUCCUCUACCUCACAGUCCCAGCAGCACUCUGGGCUUAUAAUUAAGCUAAACAAAGAUAUUAGUCAGUGUUAAGGAAACUAAAUCCACCAUGGUUACAAAGCCAGGAGAGCCUCUUUAAAAGAUAUUAUUGCUGUUUUUAUUCUUCUUAUUAUUACCAUUGUUAUUCUGAUUAUUAUUACAGUAUUGGCUGGUUUCAAAGACCACAAUUAGCAUGAAUUUUGGGUUAUCUAACCCAAGAUAACAUAAGGUUGUACAUUAUUAGGAGGCUGUGUGGUCCAGUGGUUAAAGAAAAGGGCUUGUAACAGGAGGUCCCCGGUUCAAAUCCCAGCUCACUCACUGACUCAUUGUGUGACCCUGAGCAAGUGACUUAACCUCCUUGUGCUCCGUCUUUCGGGUGAGACGUAGUUGUGACUCUGCAGCUGAUGCAUAGUUCACACACCCUAGUCUCUGUAAGUCGCCUUGGAUAAAGGCGUCUGCUAAAUAAACAAAUAAUAAUAAUAAUAAUAAUAAUUAUGCUAGUCAGGGUCUGUGAAACCAGCCAUGUUGUGUUUUAAACCAUGUUAGGAUUUUAUCACAAAAACAAUGUACCUCUGCUUAGUCACUGACACUUUGAUAACCUUCUGAGGUUAACAAGCUCUCUCUGGGAAGUUUGUCCUCUGAGUUGGAUUGGUGUUGGACACUUAAAUGCAUGUCUGCUGUAAUUUAUUCAGAAAAGUUUUUACAAGAUAGUUAUAUUUGCAACUCUUGCAAAAUAAUGGGAGGUUACCAUAUUGAAACCAAACUUACUGUAACAGUUUCGCUGCCAUACUUUACAUUCUCUUUUCAGGGGGCACGACAAUUCUAAACUGGGCGCUGAAGCAUACACUUUAUUACCAAGCUUAUUUUAACACAUGUUCCGAUCACUAGACUUCAGUCAUUGCAAAAUGUUGUAUUUUAUUGUUAGUUUUUUUUCAAGACAGCUGCUAGUUUGGCAUAUUGUGAACUGUGUUGUAUUACAUAGCCAUAAUAUUUGAGGGCAAAAUAAGAGCAAGGCUGCUGGAGUUUUCAUAGCAUUAUUUUAACUAGUACUGGAUUUACUUGAUUUUUCAGUUUACAUUUUUUUUUUUUUUGGUUUGGUCUUUGAAACAGUACAUUAUGGACAAUGGGGUUAGAUGAUUAUUUUAAAAAAAAAAGUUGCAAACCUGAACCACACCUUUCUGCAACUGGGCAAUGUAGUGCCGUAGAAACAUCAAUCAUCAAAGGUACAGAAAUGUGCUUAAACAUACUUUACCACCGUGAUAACACGGGUACAGGUCAUCUACAUGUAGAACAAGAGGUUUGCAAGAGGUCAGUCAGCAUCUUUCCAAUAGAUCUCUAAAACUAAAACAAACCCAACUGCGAGUAACUGCAGCAAGUUCAUGAAGAAUCUGGUCUUGUUCACUGUAAUGAUUUCAGCAGCUUGUGUGGGUUGCCCGAAUGCUAAUCAGUUCAGCAUUAAAUCAAGAGUCGUUUUUACAGAAAUGAAUCCAGGUUCUCCCUUGCUUGCUGCAUAAGAAACCGUUUUGUCAUUGCUUUGCACCUGCAGUUUGAGAAGCCAUUCGUUUACAGUAACAUGAACUAGUACAAACACAGGUGCUUUUUAAUUUAUUUAAUUUUUUUUUCUAAAUCUAUAUAUAUACACUCUGAUUGCUGUGGCCUAUUUUUGUGAGUGUCUGGUUUGGUUCAAGUAUUGCAAAGUAAGUAAAUUGGAAUACUUCACAGAAGUUCUGACAGAUCAGUUCCUGGUAGAACGCUAGUGUUUUGAAACCCUUGCUGAUUGUGUGUGCUACAAUCUGGAACAGGGUUAGAGAAUGCAAAACAAAAACACAAUGACUGUUUAGAAAACAGUUCUCUUUUCCUCAGGUUUAUCUGCACUUUGAGACUAUGGAAGGACUCUGUUACGGCACAGUGAACCUGUACUUGAAAGAAAGCAUUUCUAAUUCAGUGUCUGGAGAAGCCUUUUUUUGAUUCUGAACUUUUUGAAUAUAAUAGUAUUUAGAGGGGUCUAUCUUGGCUGAUUUUGUUUUAGCAAUGGUAGCAUAAGGAAUGGAUGAAUUUUGCAUAGAAUUAAAUAAAAUGUUGAAGUUAUUCAUUGUGAAGAUCAUAUUUCCCCUCCUUUCCUGAAACUGGCACGUGAAUCUUCAUAUAUGAAUGUGUACUGUACAUAACACUGCAUAUUGUGAACUGUGUUGUAUUACAUAGCCAUAAUAUUUGAGGGCAAAAUAAGAGCAAGGUUGCUGGAGUUUUCAUUUUAUUUAUUUUUUUAAAUACUGACUUGAUAGCUUUUAUAACACACACAUUGAUGUAGUGACCUAUAUUGUACCAGCUUUUUGAAAUUCAGAGUGAGUGUCCCCCCAGCCCCUAAUCCAGGGGUACUCUACUCUGGAUCCUCAAGGGUAAUGCCUUUGUUCCAGGGGGGGCUACAUUAUGAACUGGAAUGAUAUGCAAAUAGGUCAGCUUCCAGGCGUGCAAGGUGUCUGGUGCUAAUCUGGAUUUAGAUCAGGGAUCACCUUAGGAUGUAAAUCCAGAAGCCCUGCAUUUCAACUCACUGCACCAUGACAGAGAGACAGCAUGCAUGUGAUUGAGCAGUGUGUGGUUUUAAAGGCAUCUUGAGUUUGUUUCUCAGGUUCUUACGCAGAUUUUGGUACUCUUGUAACUGACCAGUACUGAUUCUGAUAACGCCUGGCCUAGUCUUUGUUUUAUUUAUUUUCUACUUGUAUUACAUCAGUAAAAAAAAAAAAUAAAAUCAGUAAUUGCCCUUUGAAUAAAACACAUACACCGCUGCAAACACACACUCUGCAAAAAAUCCGGAGUACAGUGCCUUGACACAGGACUAACUGAAGCCGAACUGGAAGACCUUUUUGGUGUUCCUUUAUUUUGUAUGAGGUACACUAUAUUGGGGCACCACUGAUUUGCAAUGGUAAGUGGUUUUGUUGUUGACACACAAUAGUUUCUGUGUACUUUAAAAACUGGCUCAAGCACUUAUCAGUGAAGCAUUCCACCGCGUGUUAAAAAUAGCUUGUAAAAAGGUAGUGCCACCUGCUUUCAAUAUUACUACUAUAAUUACUAAGUGCUGUAACCUCACAUGCUACAAUUUAAGCUGUAUCAUACUGACUCUCCAAAACUAUUUUUAUCCAGCAGCUUUUCUUUAUUUACUGUCUUAGUUCCAAUGGUAGCCUUCGUUUUUCAGUCUGGGUUGCUAUAAAUAGGCUAAAGCGACUGGUGAUCGACGUGGAUUAGCCUUUAAGUUAUUAUAACUAAGCUGCUGCGUUUUUAAAUAGGAUUGCAAGGUGCUGAUGAUGUUCUGCCACUGAAUAGUUGGUUUUAGGUAUAGGAUUUUGACUGCUGGGUUUAUUGUACUGUAUGAAAAAUGAUUUAUUGCACAUGUAAUGUGUGUAUAAUUGGCAAUGUAUCCUGGUGUAGCAAAUAUUUUAGAAAACUUGUGGUUUUAGAGUUACAGUAACAGCAGAUGGAAUUUGCUACGAUAAACCGUUUGGGCCUAUAAAUACAUCCUGCAUGAACACGGACAUGUCGAUGUGCAGAAGAUUGACAACAUGCCAUAUUUGCAUGAACCAGUAUCUGGGAAAUACUGGGAGAAAAACACCAAACCAAUCAUGGGAAUUUAGAACCAAGGGGCUGCAACAUAGGGGUUGAUUUAGUCCACAGCCACCAGGUGUCAGUUAGUGACUGGGCUGGUGCAAAAAUCAAUCUCAUCGGCAUUUACCCUGGAGAAAAUAUUGUACCUCUAGAACCACACUGCCGUCGUUGCCAUGUUGUCAAGGACAAUCAAGCGACAGCAUUUCAUGAGUAGGUCGGCCGCUGUGCUGUUUGCAGAGUACAACAUUUGUGUGCACGUAUGUUGUGUGGAUUUUGUAUCUUGUAAUUAAACUCACAAUAGCCACCCAUGCCUUUAAGACUCACUGAACCCAUGCCUGAUGAUAUUUAUGAUAUUAAUAAAAUAAGACUGAACCGUG